This is a messenger RNA of Coprinopsis cinerea okayama7#130, 1059 nucleotides long. RefSeq lists its product as hypothetical. Gene Ontology annotation, cellular component: membrane. Bases 138 to 998 code for a protein of 286 amino acids. The record is from RefSeq and is a predicted model, not a curated record. The transcript is spliced from 7 exons. Gene Ontology annotation, molecular function: oxidoreductase activity, acting on the CH-CH group of donors. Lineage: Eukaryota; Fungi; Basidiomycota; Agaricomycetes; Agaricales; Psathyrellaceae. Gene Ontology annotation, biological process: lipid metabolic process.
CAGCGGCGCAACGACGACACCGAAAGCCCUUGUGCCCAUUACAAUCUAUCCCGAUCCCAUCAAGUCUCACACUGGACGCCCUUUCAUAAGAGCUUGAUCGUUUCUGCUUUCUAAUUUCUGAACUUGAACGGCAAAGCAUGACUGUGUUCUCAAAGCUUAUUCCAACGGCGAUUAGUGCCUAUGGCCUUCAGACCCUAUUGGCUGCGAUCUUCAUCCCCGCCCAGACCGACGUCUUCUUCGACAUGGGUGGUGCAUUGGGCUGGUUAACCACCACCUUCAUUUCCAUGUACUAUCCGACAGUGAAGGCGAGGCUUUGGGACGGUAUUCCAAUGACGUUCCCGCCUCUGUCGACCUUCUCUCAUCGACAGUUGCUGUUGAAUGCCGCUGUCGGUAUUUGGAGCUUGCGCCUCGGCACCUUCUUGGGCGCGAGAGCCAUCAAAACUGGCGGGGAUUCGCGAUUCGAGACAAUCAAGAAGGAUCCUACACACUUUGGAGCCUUGUGGUUUGGACAAGCCACAUGGAUCAUGGCGGUGGGCUUGCCAAUCUGGCUCGUCAACACGCUCCCACCUUCUCUCAGUCCCGGUCUUGGUCUUCGUGACUACCUUGGUAUUGGCCUAUGGGCAGCCUCUUUCGUCUUCGAAGUCACUGCCGACAUGCAAAAGACGGCCUGGAGGAGGAGAAAGGAGCUUAAGCAUCACGACGAGAAGUUUAUCACAUCGGGAUUGUGGAGUAUAAGUAGACAUCCCAACUACCUCGGAGAGCUUGGUAUUUGGACCGGGGUGUGGUUACUGGCAUCUACCCCCCUUCAGACGCCUGCUUUUCCGGCGGGUACACUGGUCUUGUCCGCGAUUAGUCCCAUCUUCACCUGGUUCCUCCUUAACAAGGUAUCCGGCGUUCCAGGGCUCGAGCGACAUGCAGACAAGAAGUGGGGCGCCGAGUGGCAGGAGUACAAACGGAGGGUACCUGUUUUUUGGCCAUGGGGCUCGACCGGAAUGUGAUUCGAUAAACGAUAGGAGCUUGUCCGUGUCUGGUGAAAGAAUAUUAUUUGUUUCCGCUCUC